ACUAGUAGCCCCAAAUAAUAUUUGUUCUGUAGAAUCUGUUGUGAAGAUCAGAGUUUUAAACAGUCCAGAGCGUCGUUGCAGUCGGGACCAAUCGAUAAACCUUAAAUUCCCAAUAUUCUCGAUUCAUUGCUCUCAACGUACACUUCGAAUAGAGCGUCUGAAAUGGAUGAUGCUCAUAAAAGUGGGCUUUAUCGUUGGCAGCGACAAAAUAAACCGAAAGUCCAGUCUCGCUCCCAUAAAGUAACGACCCAAAAUGACAUCCAAGACUGGAUAAAGAAAGUGACAGAAGCAUCUGACAAGGCGACGGAUGUAGCGUUCGGGCUGGCUCCGUCGGGCAAGGAGAGGGGUAAAGCAGCAGUUCGCCUCACAGCCGGUCAUGUGAGAGACCAUGAGCAUGCCUGUUCUGAAGCUCAAGAGCUCCUGACCCAGUGGGUGAAUGAGAAACUUCACUUUGACGAUGACGACGGGUUUGAUGACCUUGAAGCGUGGCGGAGGAAGAGAGAGCUAAGAAACGCCAACAACAACCAAAGCUUGACCUCCGCACCCACCAGGGACAGUGGAGAGUUCAACUGGGACGCGGUGCAUGAGCUAGCGGCGGACGACAGCGUGGACAUCGAUGAGGCUGCCAUCUACGAGCGGGUCAAGAAAGCUGCCAUCGGGGAAGAGGAUCCCUAUGCUCAUCUUUACGAGAUGGAAGAAGAGGAUGCGGUGUCGUCCGUCAUGAAAAAUAUGAUGAGGAAGGAAGUUGUGAAAGAAACCUUCAAGAGAGACCUGGGUUUUGACGACCCCCUCACCAACAAGCCCGACCCUCGCACCAAGAUGGAGUUGCGGCAUAAAAUGGUGAAGGAGAACAGGGAGAAGCGACAGAAGGAAGAGGAAAGGAAGAAGCUGACCACCCAGAUGAAGAAGGAAGCCCGGCUCAAGGCACAGCAGCUGGUCCUGAAGGAGCAAAAAGACAGAGACAGCAAGAUGAAAAAAGAAGAAAUGGAGACAAAGAAAGAGAUGGCAAAAAUACGUAAAGACCUCCAGGCAGAACUGAGGAGUAAGGAGGAAGCCUUGAAGAGGGAAGCCGAUGAGAAAGAAUUGAUGAACAAGAUGGCGAGAGAAGAACUUGAACGACAGAAGGAAGCGGAGGAAAAAGCGGCACUUGAAGUGUUCAGACAGGAAAGCAGCAAGAAGAAACAACACAUGGUCAAAGUGGAACUGUUCAAGGCCAAGCAGGCCGCUCGAAGCUUAAAGAUUCUACAUCAACAUUUCACCGCUUGGUAUGAUAUCAUACUCGCCAAGCGCUUGCUCCUUGGCAAGGUCAAGGCCAUGUCAGACUGGAAGCUGAUGGUGAGAGUGUGGGGGGCCUGGAGGUCACACGUCAGAGGUCGGCAAGUUGACCUUGAGACAGAAGUUCAUGAGAGGAACGUGAUUGACACGCAGAGGAAGGGCUUGGUGGCCGAUCGUCACUUCACCCUGUCUCUGCUCCGUCGCUGCUUCCUUACCUGGCAACUGUUUGUGCAGGAGGAGAAUGAGAGAAAGGAGAUGAGGGAGGAGCAGGAGAAGACCAGGGGCAAGAUGAUGUCACUGCUGAGUGCCGUGGUGGAGGGGAAGCUGGGCGGAGCGGAGGAGGGAGGAGGAGGAGGAACGGAGAGAGGCGAUGGGAGGAGAGGGAUUAAGAACAGGAGAGUUGCUGAUGGAGGAAGGACGACCUCAGCUCGGUCAGUUCCAGGGAAUGUCGGUCAGUCCACGGACAGCCAGAAAGUGAUGUUCCAGCAGCAAGCACCUCGGCAGGCCUGGGGGGAAACCGACAGCAUCCAAUCGUCUCACAGCAAUGUGUCCUGUGACCAGCAAGCACCAAUCAGCGGAGUCCGGCCGGGGACGGCCACGCCCACUGGCAAGGGGAGGUCAGCGGUGCCCACAGAGGCCUGGCAGGUCACCCGACAGCACCUGAAACUGACUGCCGAGGAGAUUGCUCACCUGGGGGAGGGAGGGGAGGGAGGAGAGGAGGGGGAGAGAAGGCAACACACAAACCAGGAGAUCAGGAGAAGAUUCGGCACGCAGCCCUGGAUGAAGCAGCACUACGUGGUGGACAGCUUUCAGCACCGGUACUCAGCGCAGCAGCUCGCACUCAAAGAGCAGCAGCAGCAGAUCCGAGAGCAGCAGCGGCUGAUCCAGGAGCUGCAGUACGAGCAGCGGCAGCAGUCAUUUCGGCAACACCUGGCGGGUGGGCAUGCGGCUGACGGGUCGCCUGGCGGGGUGGGGGCUGUGCCUCCACUGCCCCCUGAGAUUCCGGCCCCUGAAGCACCCCCUCCUGGCAGACAGAUCCCGAGAGGAGACGAAGCGAACGAGCCACAUGCUGGUCAAUGUGCCAGCCAGCCGGAAAUCUGGGCAGAACAAAUGCCAGCGGCUUCAUCCAGGUUGGGAGAUGGCUCGUUUUCUUAUCGGUCAAACGUUCUCACGGAGAGGUCAGAGACCAGUGUCGCCACCAACAUGACAUCAACGACAACUGGCUCUAAGAAGAUGCCGCACAGCAACAAAUAUCUGCAAGUCCUCAAAAACAUGGAGGACCGGGCUGCUGAUCGAGCCAGACUGAAAGCGGAGCGGGAAGAGAAGAGAAGGCGACAAGAGGAGGAAAAACUGGCCAAACUUCAAGCAGAGGAAUCUAAGAGGCUUCAAGAAAUCGAAGAUGAGAAGAAAGCAAAAGCUGAGGCCUACAAGCAGAAAAAAAGACUUGAGAAACAGAGAGAAGAGGAGAAGCGUUUGCAGCAGGAGAAAGAAAAAGAGAAUCUGGAGAAAGCCGCGGCGCACCAACUGCGCUCGGUGAUGAAGUACCGCGGACUCCUGCCCUUCAAGAAGCUCAUCUCUCUGGCGAAAAGAAACUGGGUUAAGGCCAUCAAGCACCGAGACAGGGAGAUCCUCAGGCAAUGUUUGCAAGGCUGGAGACAGUUCACGGAGGACGAGGUGAACAGGAAGAAGGAAAUGGCGGACGAGAUGAACCAUUUCCUGAUGGUGAAGCACAGCUUUCAGAAGUGGAGGAAGUCUCAGGUACUCGUUACGUAAAGCUUUCCGUGGCUGGAGGUAUCUUCCGGAGCAGAUGAAGAGAGAGGAGGAGCGACAGAAGAGGAAACUCGAACUAAGGAUGAAAGUGGCCGAGCUGAUCCCAGAUUUCGCUCCGAGUCAGUCUGUCAAAGUGGAGAAAUCGGAAGACUUGAGUUAACCCUUUAUCGCAGGUGUGGGCAAGCAUGUCCGGGUCGUGGGUCGGAUCGAGUAGUUCUGAAUAUCUCAUGGGCUGAAGGGAGAGAAAACAGGGUCAAAUUGGUUGAAAUACCCAAGUUCUCAUAAUUGAGACUAAAAAAACUGAGGCUAUAGAAUGUUGAUAUGUCACUCGAGGGCAUUUCUUUCAUAAAAUAAGGUAUUAGAUCUAUUGCUUCUAGCUGAACCAAAAACUAUAUGUUGAUCGGGCCAAAACUUACAGAUUGUCGACUUGUGGCCCUGUCUGAAUCUGAAACUGCUGGCGGGCUACAUCUGACUCACAGCUACCUCUGGCAACAUCUGACUUGCGUGCUGUACUUUGUUCAUGCCUGCUCUUUUCUAUUCUUUCUUAUCAUUGUUGUAUGUUUAUUGAAAUAAAUUCUAAUAAAUACGUUUUUUUACUC
Molecule: messenger RNA, 3644 nt
Organism: Aplysia californica (California sea hare)
Lineage: Eukaryota; Metazoa; Mollusca; Gastropoda; Aplysiida; Aplysiidae
Product: coiled-coil domain-containing protein 191
Molecular function (GO): phosphatase binding
Source: RefSeq, a predicted model, not a curated record